Messenger RNA from Agelaius phoeniceus (red-winged blackbird), 3320 nucleotides. It is a transcript of the gene AZIN2, whose product is annotated as antizyme inhibitor 2. Gene Ontology annotation, molecular function: catalytic activity. Gene Ontology annotation, cellular component: cytoplasm. Lineage: Eukaryota; Metazoa; Chordata; Aves; Passeriformes; Icteridae. The record is from RefSeq and is a predicted model, not a curated record.
GCCCAGCACAUCCAGGGGGGGCUGGCACUGCAGGGCUCUGCCCCUCUCUGCUCUCCCAGCCUCUCUGCAUGGUCCCCACACCCCACAGAGCACAGUCCAGCACUGGGGAUGGGCCAGAGCAAGGCAAAACCAGCCAGGAUCUCAGAGCAGACAAGAACUUCCUUGGCCCUGGUUGCCAGGAGAGUCUGUGGCAAAGCCAAGACCACAGUGUUGAAUAGAGAAACUCAGGAUAAGUUGGUCCUUCUCACUCCCCCCUCAGAGGGGACAGCCACCCCUCCACAGACAGAACAUUGGCUUCUCAGCAGCACCAGAGAGAGACCUGCACAUUUAACAAGAAGCAUUUAAAAAAAAAAUAAAAAUUGUGGGAUGGAGCAGUGACACCAUGUCCAAGAUCCAGGUCUCACAGAUCAUCACACAGAGCAUCUGCACUGAUGGCAGAGCUGGAUCUGCCCCUGGGGCACCCACCAGAACCAGCAGCAGCUCAGCAAGGGCAGGAUCGGUCCCUGACAUCUUCCCAACUCCCUCCCCCUCUCCGGAUUGCCAGCCAAACACCGCUCAGCCUUUCAUCUGCAGGCAGCCUGGUUUCCCUGGCAGCGGCAUUUCCGAGAAACCCCGGACCCCCAGGCACAGCUACACCUCAGGCUGCUGCAGGAGCUUGGUGUUCCUCGGGGAGCCCCCCUGACAGCACACCAGGACACCUGGGAGGGACAUCUGGACCCUGCGUGUCUCAUCCUUAGAAUCCAUCCUCAACUCCAGGAGGCUUUCAAGGGGCAUCCCCACACCCAGAACAUCACACCAUGAACGGGUUCUUGAACGAAUCCAAUUUCCUGAUGGUGGAGGAGGGCUUCACCACCAGAGACCUCCUGGAGAACCUGCUGGGAGAGCUGUGCCAGGAGAGCCAGCAGCAGGCCGUCUUCGUGGCAGACCUGGGGGACAUUGUGAAGAAGCACCUGUGUUUCCUGAAGGCCCUGCCCCGGGUGAAGCCCUAUUUCCCAGUGAAAUGCAACGGCACUGAAGGGGUGCUCAGGCUGCUGGCAGAGCUGGGGGCAGGCUUUGCCUGUGCCAACAAGGCAGAGAUCACCCGUGUCCAAGGCAUUGGGGUGCCACCAGACAGGAUCUUCUACAGCAGCCCCUGCAAGCAGGUUGCCCACCUCAGGUAUGCAGCCACCCACGGGGUCAGGCUGAUGGCCUUUGACAACGAGGUGGAGCUGAGCAAGGUGGCCAGGAGCCACCCCCGUGCCAGGAUGUUGUUGGGAAUCAAUGCUGACUCCAUCCCUGCUGCCCACCCGAGCCUGAGCUUCGGGACCACGCUGGAAUCCUGUGGGCACCUGCUGCAGACAGCCAAGGACCAGGCUGUGGAGGUUGUUGGCAUCAGCUUCCACCUGGGGAGCCGUGGGCUGGAGCCCCAGGCCUGGGCCCAGGCUGUGGCCACAGCACAGCUGGUGUUUGACAUGGGGACAGAGCUGGGACACCACAUGCACCUCCUGGACAUCGGGGGGGGCUUCCCUGCCACUGAGGACACCAGAGCCCCGCUGGAAGAGAUCGCUGCUGGGAUAAACUCUGCCUUGGAUUUGUACUUCCCUGAGGGCAGUGGGGUGGAAAUUAUUGCCAGGCCCGGGCGUUACUACGUCACCUCUGCCUUCACCUUGGCUGUCAGCAUCACUGCCUUGGAGGAGAUCCCCGUGGAGCAGCCUGGCUCUGAUGAGGAAGAGUGUGGCAGCAAGAAGAGCCUGGUCUAUCACCUCAGCGAUGGCAUCUACGGCGCCUUCAGCUGCCUCCUGUUCGACAGCCCCUGCCCCAGGCCCCGGCUGCACAAGAGGCCGUGCCCGGAGCAGCCCUGGCACAGCUGCAGCCUGCGGGGCCCGCGGGGGCCUGGAGAGGAUCCCAGCAUCGCCGAGGGGCUGCAGCUGCCCCAGCUGCACGUGGGGGACUGGCUGAUCUUUGGGGACAUGGGAGCCUACAGCACCCCAACAGCAUCCCUGCUCACAGCCGGGGGGGCCCAGGCUCGGGUCACCUACGCCAUGUCCCGCAUGGCCUGGAAAACCAUCCAGCUGUUCCAGGGAAAGCCACCCCAGACCGAAGAUGAGCGUGAGAGCCUCUGCACGCCCCUGUCCUGUGGCUGGGAGAUGGCAGAGACGCUUUGUGUCACCCCUGUCUUCGCUCCAGCUGGCAUCAUCUGAGCAGCUCUGGGGCAGGAGCCACGCUGGGAAAGGUCCUGUGGUGGUACUGGCAGGAGAAAUGUCCCAUAGUGGUGUUGGGGUGGGGAAAAAUCCCAUUACAGCACCAGGGGAAAUGUCCCAUAAUGGUAUUAGGGUGGGAAAUGUCCCAUAAUGGUGUUGGGGUGGGGAAAAAUCCCAUUACAGCACCAGGGGAAAUGUCCCAUGAUGAUAUUGGGGUGGGAAAAAUCCCAUAAUGGUAUUGGGGUGGGAAAUGUCCUAUAAUGGUGUUGGGGUGGGAAAAAUCCCAUGGCAGCACCAGGGGAAAUUUCCCAUCAUGGUAUUAGGGUGAGAAAUGUCCCAUAAUGGUGUUGGGGUGGGAAAUGUCCUAUAAUGGUAUUGGGGUGGGGAAAAUCCCAUAGCAGCACCAGGGGAAAUAUCUUACAAUGAUAUUAGGGACAUUAGGGUGGGAAAAAUCCUAUGGCAACACCAGGGGAAAUGUCCCAUGAUGAUAUUGGGGUGGGAAAUGUCCCAUAAUGGUAUUGGGGUGGGAAAUGUCCCAUCAUGGUAUUGGGGUGGGAAAAUCCCAUGGCAGCACCAGGGGAAAAGGUCCCACAGUGGUGCUGGAGGGAUAAAAAAUCCUACAGUGGGAAAAGUGGGAUUUUUUAAAUCCUCUGGCAUUGUCCACUGUGCUCUCAUGUGUUGUAGUGCAUUUUUAUACUCUGUAAUAUUUUGAAGUAGUUUUGGUUUGUAUCCCCGUAAAAUCUGGGGAGCAGAUGCCACCGUCCCUUAUUGCUUUUCACAAUUCUUUUAUCUCAUGAGGUGGGACAGCCACCCGUGUUCUAGGACCAGCGGCUUGCUGGCUGAAUAGCACAGGCACAGCUAAAGGAUUUAGAAUUUCUUCUUUGCAAAUCUGGCCUCUGACUUCAUCCCAGUCUGUUCGUUAAAAAUUAUCAGAAGAUUUUUGUGAGUUUUCUAAUUUGGGAUUAAUGCUGCCGAAUUUUCAGGGUCUGAAUCUGUCCCAAACAUUGGGGGGACUCUGGAGCUGUUUGGGAACAGUUCUUUUUCCAAAUUCUUUUGUGUUGGGAUCAAAGGGUUGGCAUUUGCAGGGGUGAAAUAAUUCUCUGUCUGUCCUGUAUUUAUUAAAGCAGCUGUCAUAUUCCA